Messenger RNA from Nicotiana tabacum (common tobacco), 3504 nucleotides. Lineage: Eukaryota; Viridiplantae; Streptophyta; Magnoliopsida; Solanales; Solanaceae. The record is from RefSeq and is a predicted model, not a curated record.
AUGGAGAACGAAGAACUUAACAACAACAACCAACUCCCGCCACAUCAAGUAGAAGAACAUGAAGUGGCACCACGACGUGAUAGAAUACUAAGAGAUUAUAUAAGGCCAGAUCAUUUUGAAGGAGAAUCAAGUGUAAGGAGACCACUAAUUGCAGCAAAUAACUUUGAAAUUCGCACAAGCUUGAUUCAAACUAUUCAUCAGUCGUGCCAAUUUACUGGUGAUGCGAGUGAAGAUCCUCACACCCAUCUAAUUGAUUUUCUUGAAUUAGUUGAAACUUGCAGAAAUGUUAUUGAUGCAGAAUCAGGAGGAUCCAUAAUGAGCAAAACUACUGCAGAAGCCAUGCAAUUGCUCAAUGAAAUUUCAGAAAAUGUUGUUCAAUGGUCCUCUGAUAGAAUGAUUGUUAAGAAAGCAACAAGAGUCAAUCAGGUUGAAGCUUGGAAUUCAUUAGCGCAACAAAUUGCAACUCUAACACAAGAGGCAUUUCAGGUACAGGGACCACCUGGUUUUCAAAAUCAAAACAGAGGGCAACAAGAUUUUCAGAAAUAUCAACAACCACCCCAAAAAGCUCAUCAGCAAAGCCUCGAAGACAUGAUGUACAAAUUCAUUAAGGCUACUGAUGAGAAGGUUGAAAGUCAAAGUUCAGCCAUCAAUAAUUUAGAAAUUCAGAUGAGCCAAUUAGCAACCCUCAUGUCUGAACAAAUAAAAAGUGCUCUACCAAGCAACACCGAAAAAAAUCCAAAGGAACACCUCAAAGCCAUCUCUCUACGGUCAGGUAAAACUCUUGAUGAUCCAUAUGCAGAUAGACAAGGAAAACCACACGAAGUGGAACAGGUAAAUGAAGGUGAGAAUAAAAGAGACUCUGAACUUCUAGAAGAACAAAAAGAAAAAGAAAAAAAGGUACAAGAAAAUGAAGUGAAGACAAAUCCUCAGUCUGUACCCCUCCCGUUUCCCCAAAAAAUGAAAAGAAAAAAUCUUGACAAACAAUUUUCAAAGUUUCUAGAUAUUUUAAAGCAACUUUAUAUUAACAUACCUUUCACAGAAGCUUUGACACAAAUGCCAUCAUAUGCUAAAUUUCUCAAAGAAAUUUUGUCAAGUAAAAGAAAAUUGGAAGAAGUUUCAGUUGUUAAGCUUACAGAGAAAUGUAGUGCUAUACUUCAAAAUAAACUUCCACAGAAGCUUGGCGAUCCAGAGAGUUUUACAAUUUCUUGUACUGUGAGAGGUGCUCACUUUGAAAAAGCAUUAUGUGAUUCGGGUGCUUCAAUAAAACUAAUGCCUUUCUCAAUUUUCAGAAAAUUAGAACUUGGUGAAAUGAAAGAUACUUGUGUGUCUCUUCAGUUAGCUGAUCAAAGUACUAAAAGGCCCAAAGGAAUAAUUGAAAAUGUUCUCGUUAGAGUAGAUAAAUUUGUAUUCCCAGUAGAUUUUAUUGUACUUGAAAUGGAAGAAAAUACUGAGGUACCAUUAAUUUUAGGUAGACCAUUUCUCGCAACAGGAAGAGCGAUCAUUGAUGUUCAUCAAGGACAAUUAAUAUUGCGAGUUGAUGAGGAGAGACUAAUUUUUGAUAUGCAGAAAAUGAUAAAAUUUCCUGAGAAUGAGUCGUCAUCAUCUUGUUUUCAAAUUGACUUACUAGAUGACCUUGUAGAUGAAUUCAAGGAUAAUCAAUUAAUUACUGAUUCAUUGGAAAGAUGUUUGGUCAGGUCAGGGACCACAAAGCAGGAAUACAAACUGAUAGAAGUCUUGAGGAUGCAUAAAAGAGCUUUAGGGUGGACUAUAGCUGACAAUAAAGGAAUCAAUCCAGCUAUUUGUAAGCAUAGGAUCCUCAUGGAAGAAAAUUACAAACCUAUAGUCCAACCCCAAAGGAGACUGAAUCCAGCAAUGCAAGAAGUUGUCAAGAAAGAAGUAGUGAAACUUCUAGCGGCAGGUAUCAUUUAUCCAAUAUCUGAUAGCCCUUGGAUACCGAUUGCUUCAGAAGAUCAGGAGAAAACCACAUUCACAUGCCCCCAAGGUACGUAUGCUUACAGAAGAAUGCCAUUUGGACUAUGUAACGCUCCUGCUACAUUUCAGCGUUGCAUGUCGGCAAUUUUCUCAGAUAUGACUGAAAAGUUUCUUGAAAUUUUCAUGGAUGAUUUCACACUUUUUGAAGUUGAUAAAGCUAAAAUUGAUCUUAUAGCAGGAUUAUCCCCUCCCACCACUGUUAAAGAUGAUCGCAGAAAAGCAUUUGAGUUUCUCAAAGAACAAUUGACUAAUGCUCCAAUUGUUGUCUCUCCUGACUGGAGCCAGCCAUUUGAAAUAAUGUGUGAUGCAAGUGAUAUAGCAGUAGGAGCGAUAUUGGGGCAAAAUAAAAAGAUCUUUAGACCCAUAUAUUAUGCCAGCAGAACCCUCAAUGAAGCUCAAAUGAGUUAUGCAACAACCGAGAAAGAGUUAUUGGCAGUAGUAUUUGCACUUGACAAAUUUCGUUCUUAUUUGAUAGGAACAAAGGUUACAGCAUUCACUGAUCAUGUAGCCUUAAAAUAUAUAUUAACAAAGAAAGAUGCUAGACCUAGAUUGCUAAGAUGGAUACUCCUUUUGCAAGAAUUUGAUCUCGAAAUAAAAGAUAGAAAAAGUUCAGAAAAUCAGGUAGCUGAUCAUUUGUCACGUCUAGAGAAUCCUCCUACUGAAAUACUAGAUAUCCAAGAGGAAUUUCCUGAUGAGCAUAUCUUUUCUGUCGCAACAGUUGUAAAUAGACCUCAUUGGUUUGCUGAUAUUGCCAAUUAUUUAGUGGGAGGGAGAUGUGUACCUGAAACAGAAAUGAACAAUAUUUUAAGUCAUUGCCAUGAUGGAGCUGUAGGAGGACACUACGGAGGAAGAACGACAGCAACUAAAGUACUUGAAGUUGGAUUUUAUUGGCCUACUUUAUUCAAAGACGCAAGAAAUUAUAUUGCCACUUGCGACAAAUGCCAGAGAAGCAGUAACAUUUCAAAAAGGGAUGAGAUAUUUGGAACUCCACGAGUUAUCAUAAGUGAUCAAGGAACUCAUUUUAUAAAUAGACAAUUUGCUAGUUUAUUGUCAAGAUAUGGAGUUACUCAUAAAACAGUAACUCCAUAUCAUGCUCAAACAAGCGGACAAGUAGAAGUAUCCAAUAGGGAAUUAAAAAGAAUUUUAGAAAAAAUUGUUGGUUCUUCUCGAAAAGAUUGGUUUUUAAAAUUGGAUGAUGCGUUAUGGGCGUACAGAACUGCUUAUAAAACUCCCACAGGCGCAUCUCCUCAUAGACUAGUUUUUGGAAAAGCUUGUCAUUUACCUAUAGAGUUAGAACAUAAAGCAUAUUGGGCUAUAAAAUUGUUGAAUCUAAACUUACCAGAUGCAGGUAAAAAUCGUCUAUUGCAACUUGAUGAGUUGGAAGAGUUCAGACUUACAGCAUACGAAAAUGCUAAAUUGUACAAGGAAAAGACAAAAAAGUGGCAUGACAAGAUCAUCUGUCAUAAAGAUUUUAAAGUGGGAGAUCAUGUUCUGCUAUACAAUAGCGAUUGA